AUGCUCACUUUAUGGAGGCUUCAGUCUGUGCAGCGGUUGCCUAUCGCGCGUCCGCUGCAGAAGUUGCUGGGAAAGAGUUCGCAGCAAGCGCUAGGGUUUAGGACGGAAACGACGGCGCGACUAGGGCCUAGGCAAGGUGCUGCUUUCCCGUGGCAGUCACGCCCGCUCACGCAGAGUCCAGCUGUUGGUGGCUUGCACGGUACCGCGAAGCGCUUGUUGCAGUUUGCGCUGAGUGUAGGAACUUGCACGUUUGUGGCACUCUAUGGCUUUCCGACAGGUCUGAGCGCGAACCUCGGCGUCGCGAGUUCAGAGUCGAUCACGAUCGCGGGCGUGAACACCGGGCCCGGUGGUGCAGCGUCCACAGGUACGAGCUCCCCACGAACAGAUGAAACUUGCACGAAACGUAUCAGGGAGCUCAUGGAUGUGGUGAAAAGUUCCGAACUUGCGGCGGCUAAAGAGGCUGCGAACGAAAUCCUCCAGUAUGCUGUGCAGCAGGGCACUGCCGUGGAACUCGCCUCUUGUGGAGUCGGGGGAGUCCUUGCCCAGACGUUGGAACGUCCGGACAUAGACGUUGACUUGCGCACGACGUUGCUGGAGAUUCUGGGGGAAAUAGUGCGGAACAAACAAACCCACUCGCAGCUCAGAGAUACACCGCUGUUGCGGAGUCUCCUGCAUUGCCUCAACCGGGAUGCAGGUGUCGCUGCGCAGUGUGGCGGAAUGACUAGCGGCUUUUUGUUCCUUUUCGGGCGCCAGCGGAAGCCAGUAGAUUGGUCUCAACUGAACGCACCGCUGAUUCAGCAGGUUGCACGGAUUCUUGCCAAUCUCGCACUAAGUGAAAGCAUUUGGAGCACAGCGACCUCAGCCGAUGAAACACGCCUCAUGAAGACGCUCGCUUGUGCUUUGGCCAGCGUUCAUGAGGCACAAAAGAACACAACCAUGCUGAUUUCAACACAAGCGCAAAUUCGAGAGACCGAAAGAGCGCUCAUACUGUGCAUAGCGAACGUCUCAAGGCUCGCAGCUUUUGCCACCCCGAAGCGGAACUUUCUUCGGGAACUUUUGUCUGCGCUAGAGUCAGAUGAUUCCAGCGUUGCACAGUACGCGCUUUCUGGUCUUCGUUCGCUUGCGAACCAAGCUCCCAUGCUGGCCGCCCUGACCAGCGAGGAGGCACUGGAGCGACUUGGUCGAGUCAUCGCACGAUCGGACGAGCCGGGACUGCGCACCAUGGCGCUCCGCAUACUGCAGGAUGCAGCAUUCGCGAAGAGCCCUGGCACGACGUCCGCUAUUGAUAUGCGAGCAGCGAAUCGUUUCGAGAAAUGUCACAUCCCAGAGACACUGCUCGACGUGCUCCGUGAGAAUCUCAGCGGUCGCAACGACACAGGUCCAGAGCGAGACGCAGCCCAGAUGGAGCUUCCCCAGCGUGCCGCAUGCAAAACAAUUGCGGCGCUGUGUUCAGUCCCGGGAGCUCCGGGCGAACACCUGAGCCGUGCAUUCCUCCUCCAUGGCGCUGAUCGGGAAUUGCUUCGCAUAGCUGAAACCUUCGAGGGGAUUGAUCGCUUCCGGCCGCCGCAUGCCACGGUUGGAGCAGCAGCAUUGGACGCUUUUGCCGUCAUGAUGCAAUCCGCCCGAAUACGAGUUCAGCUAAUAGCGCGCGAUGCAUCGUUCCUUGUGCGGCGCUUAGCGGAUUGCGUCCCAGAUGCAGAGGGCGUGACCUCUCGUGUGCCUUCGCCGACAUGCCGCUCGCUCCUGCGCCUCAUUGGGCAACUCAGUGAGGACAGCGAUACGUUGUACUUGUUAGCAAACCAGGGGCUUUGUCAAGCGUUGUAUGGCAUUUUGCAGGGACGCUUAAGCCUGUCAACGAAUGAAGCACAGAUACUUGUACACACAAUAGCCAAUCUCUCGCGCAUAGACAACGCCAAGUUGGAUCUGCUGGGAUCUCGCGGUGCUUUGCGCAUCUUGAUGAAGCUGCCAACACUCUGGGCGCAGGCGUCUGGUAAUCAGGUACAAGCAGAGGUGAUUGGAAACAACGACUCGUUGCGUCGAGAGUUGGCACGAGCACUCUUUAAUGUCUCUACCGGGGGGCUGUCCCGGGUGAUGGCAGCGCAAGCUGGCGGUGUCGAAGCAGCCGUCCGUCUGGCAACCGACCCGGACCCCAGCGUGCGUCGAUAUGGCGUGCGUGCCCUGUCUCUUUUCGCAGAACAGAUCGAGAACAGUAUUCGAAUCGCUCAGGCCAACGGUCUGCCUGUGCUUGCUUCCGCUGUUGCGCAGCGAAGAACGGAUCCAGAGACGGCUCGAGCGGCGCUGCUGGCUCUCGCUGAACUGACCAACAACGUCGACUUGCAUCCACACUUGCUCAAGCUGGGUGCUGGUACCUACUUUGCUCAAUAUGCGACCCAGAGCGUCGAUAUUGAAUCACAACAGUAUGCAUUAGCUGCAUUGUGUAAUUUGAGCGCUACGCCAACUGGCCGGGCAACCCUGCAGAGCCUUGGUGUCCAUCGGCUUCUGAGCGGCUUGGCAUUAUCCGCCGCAGUUCCGCCAGAGCUGGCCAUGUUGGCGAAUAUGGUCGUAGCUAACAUCGUUCGGAAUGAGCAAAAUGUUAUGCAGACCGUGCCUUUCAGUAUACCGCCCCCUGAAUAA
Molecule: messenger RNA, 2634 nt
Organism: Cyanidioschyzon merolae strain 10D
Lineage: Eukaryota; Rhodophyta; Bangiophyceae; Cyanidiales; Cyanidiaceae
Exons: 1
Coding region: 1-2634 (877 amino acids)
Biological process (GO): nucleus-vacuole junction assembly
Molecular function (GO): protein binding; protein-membrane adaptor activity
Source: RefSeq, a predicted model, not a curated record